Messenger RNA from Oenanthe melanoleuca, 859 nucleotides. RefSeq names its product phospholipase A2, membrane associated-like. Lineage: Eukaryota; Metazoa; Chordata; Aves; Passeriformes; Muscicapidae. Gene Ontology annotation, molecular function: A2-type glycerophospholipase activity. The coding region runs from base 183 to 572 and encodes 129 amino acids. The record is from RefSeq and is a predicted model, not a curated record. Gene Ontology annotation, biological process: arachidonate secretion; phospholipid metabolic process. The transcript has 5 exons.
GUUCCCUGUUUGGGACAGACGAGUCAUUCCGGAGCUUCCACUCGGAGCUCGGAGCACGGAGGGAAAUCUCUCCCCGGCAGGACAGACUGACAGCGAGGAAGAUCCCUGCUCCUGCCAAACUGGCCACGCUGCCUGGCUAAGCCUGGCUCCUGUUUCUCCGCCCAGGCCCAGGUGAGAGGAAGAUGAAGGUCCUGCUGGUGCUGACGAUGCUGUUUGCCUGCAGUGUGUUCACAGCUCACGGGAAGCACCCACGCGCGUUCACACCAGGACUCGAGGGAAGCACCGUAGGAAACCUGACUGCCCAUGGAUGCUACUCGGGAUUGGGCACCUCGAGGGCUUCAGUGGAUCGGUGCUGCGUGCUCCGAGCCUGCUGCUUUGCCAAGCUGGCAGCGCGGCGCUGCCGCCUGGGACCCGCGCAGCCCCUCGCUGGGAUCCCCACCUGCAGGUCGGGCACGUGGUGCCAGCGAGGCGCCUGCAGGUGCGAGAGGGCGGCGCGGCUGUGCCGGGCUCAGCUCCGCCGGGCUCAGCUCCGCCGCCGCGCCCGCUGCCGGGGACGGGCCGGGCGCUGCUGAAACAAAAACUCCCUUUGCAAAAGCAUCUCCGGGCUGAGCCGCCCAAGGGACGGCGCCGGCAGCGCUUCCCAGCCCUGGCGAGUCUCCUCGGGGUCUCGGAGCCGAGGAGAGCAGCGCUGCGGUCACGGCGUGGGGAGGGGCAGCAGCGCUGCCGCGAUGCUCCGGCACGGCCAAGCAAGGCAGGAGUGGGGAGCAUCCCCCUCGGCAGCCUGUCCGCUCCCUCCGCUUCCUGCUUCACAGCAAAUCCCCUCCUGCUGCUCCAAAAUAAAACCAGAGAGCCCAAAGCA